AUGGCCUUUCCAUUGCAGUCGAUCUUGAAGCGCUGCAUUGCGGCACUCUUCUCCUUCAGGAAUUUGCUCUGGGAAUACAUCACGACAGUACUCCGUCAUGCGGAGACGGAGAUUACCGAGCUCGACAGCACUUUGAUUCUGGAGUUGGAUGGCACUGAGGCUUACAACAUAGGGUUGGACGAGGCAUCUGUAAGAAUAAAGCAAGGUCUGAUCAACGAUGAAGAACGCUAA
Molecule: messenger RNA, 231 nt
Organism: Penicillium chermesinum
Lineage: Eukaryota; Fungi; Ascomycota; Eurotiomycetes; Eurotiales; Aspergillaceae
Exons: 1
Coding region: 1-231 (76 amino acids)
Source: RefSeq, a predicted model, not a curated record